This is a messenger RNA of Colletotrichum karsti, 828 nucleotides long. RefSeq lists its product as uncharacterized. The coding region runs from base 1 to 828 and encodes 275 amino acids. The transcript has a single exon. The record is from RefSeq and is a predicted model, not a curated record. Lineage: Eukaryota; Fungi; Ascomycota; Sordariomycetes; Glomerellales; Glomerellaceae.
AUGGACGAGGUUACUUUCACGAGGCAGAUUUGUGCUAGGAUGGUGAAGACUGGCAGAUUUAUUGAGCAAGGAUUCUUCAACGUGAAGCCCCCGACCGGCCCCAAGAACGAAGCGUGGCUGCGGAAGGCUCAGUCACUUCGCUCCGUGGUCGACCAGUUCUGGAAGCUCAUAGGGGAAGCUGUGGAGUUCAAAUUCAUCUCACACUGCCGUUAUAAGCUCAGCCAGGAGGAGAUCAAGAGCAUACUGGACAUCACGAACCCCUCCUUGAAGCCUGAAUACGCCGCCGCAGUGGCGAGGGAAGAGGCUCAAGUGACGGGGAACGCGGAGAGACAAAGUGCGCCUGUCCCCGACGUAUUCAUCAACAGGGACGCACAGCCCCAGAGUCUCGGCUUGGAGACCCUUACGAUCCGCGAGCCCAAGGUCAAAACUCGUCCGGACAGGGCCGGUGAGAUUGACGAGGCCGCCCAAGAGACGGAGAACACUGAAGAAGCGCCGGUCGAACCGGAGCCUGCGAAGAUCCCCGUCUCCGAAAGAACGCUCAAGCUCGUCAAUCUCAUGUAUCCGGUCACCGGGGAGCACGAAGGCAAGGAUGUGUUGUGGGAUGAGCUGGUUCAUGCCAUGGUUGACGCCGGGUUUGUGGCGAGCAACAACGGCGGAUCUGCGGUCCGUUUCGAGAUCGGUACUGGGGUGAACGGAGUGGACAGCGGCUCGAUCAUCUUCCACAAGCCGCACCCUGUGGCCAAGAUCGAUCCGAUCAUGCUGCGCAGUAUGGGACGACGUAUGACGAAGUGGUUCGGCUGGAAUCGAGAGCGUUUCGUCGCCAGGUAG